This is a messenger RNA of Syngnathus typhle (broad-nosed pipefish), 2896 nucleotides long. Its product is annotated as vesicular glutamate transporter 1-like. The record is from RefSeq and is a predicted model, not a curated record. The coding region runs from base 445 to 2166 and encodes 573 amino acids. Gene Ontology annotation, cellular component: excitatory synapse; synaptic vesicle membrane. The transcript has 14 exons. Lineage: Eukaryota; Metazoa; Chordata; Actinopteri; Syngnathiformes; Syngnathidae. Gene Ontology annotation, biological process: monoatomic anion transport; transmembrane transport; regulation of synapse structure or activity. Gene Ontology annotation, molecular function: L-glutamate transmembrane transporter activity; neurotransmitter transmembrane transporter activity.
UUAAAUUCUUCUCAUAUUUCUUCCCAUCCCACCCAGUGCUUCCUCGCUUCACUCCCAUUUGUUUUCUCUCCUUCCAUUCAUGGUGCGCCGCUUCAUGGCGUGUGUCUGUGGGGGGGAGGGGGGAGCUAUACCUGGGACUCACUCUAGCGGUCCCACUCACUCGGGGAGAUUAGGCUGCGGUAAUCUGGACGAAGGCGAGAGAGAGACAGCCAUCAGCAUGACUUCCGUCCCAAGUUGCCUCCUGUGGGCAUCCCACCUCCCCAGAACGUAAUUUCUUUUGAUUUUGUAUCUUCACAAAACUGAGGACAACACUUGGACAAUGUUUUUGAAAUCAAUUUUACUCCAAGGCAGCUAGAGUUCGGAUGUGUUAGUGGCAUCCAAGAAGCGUGCGCACCAGCACAGGACUAAGCUGUUGGGAAGCGCGCACGGGCUGGACGAGUGAGGAUGGAGAUCCGGCCGGACAGGUUUAAGGCUGCGGCUGCCAAAACUCUGGGCAAAAUAUAUGGGGCUCUGGAGAAGAAGCAGGAGAAUGGCGAGACCAUCGAGCUGUCGGCCGAGGGUCGGCCGGAGCUGGUGGAGGAGAAGGAGCUGCCGGUGGUGGACUGCACGUGCUUCGGCCUGCCCCGCCGCUACAUCAUCGCCAUCCUCUCCGGCAUCGGCUUCUGCAUCUCCUUCGGCAUCCGCUGCAACCUGGGCGUGGCCAUCGUCAGCAUGGUCAACAGCCACACCGUCUACAGGGACGACAAGGAGAUCAUCGUGAAAGCGCAGUUCGAUUGGGAUCCGGAGACGGUCGGAAUGAUCCACGGUUCCUUCUUCUGGGGUUACAUCGUGACGCAAAUUCCCGGAGGGUUCAUCUGUCAAAAGUUUGCCGCUAACAGGGUGUUUGGAUUUGCCAUUGUGGCCACUUCUUUCCUCAACAUGCUCAUCCCAUCGGCAGCUCGCAUGCACUUUGGCUGCGUCAUCAUUGUCAGGGUGUUUCAAGGCCUCGUGGAGGGGGUGUCCUACCCUGCCUGUCACGGCAUUUGGGCCAAAUGGGCGCCUCCACUCGAAAGAAGUCGCCUGGCUACGACAGCCUUUUGUGGUUCUUAUGCGGGUGCCGUGAUUGCUAUGCCAUUGGCUGGAAUCCUGGUCCAGUACUCAGGAUGGUCCUCAGUCUUCUAUGUCUACGGAAGUUUUGGUAUCAUGUGGUACUGCUUCUGGAUCAUGGUGUCUUACGAAAGUCCCGCCGCCCACCCCACCAUCACGGAGGAGGAGAGGAAAUACAUCGAGGAGAGCAUCGGCGAGUCGGCUCAACAUUCGGUGUCGAAAUUCAACACACCCUGGAGGGCCUUUUUCACAUCCAUGCCCGUGUACGCCAUCAUUGUGGCAAACUUCUGCAGGAGCUGGACCUUCUAUUUGCUCCUCAUCAGCCAGCCUGCCUACUUUGAGGAGGUGUUUGGCUUCGCGAUUAGCAAGGUGGGAAUAGUGUCAGCUCUUCCCCACCUGGUCAUGACCAUUAUUGUGCCAAUCGGAGGCCAGCUCGCCGACUACCUGCGUUGCAACCACAUCAUGACCACAACCAAUGUCAGAAAACUCAUGAACUGUGGCGGCUUUGGCAUGGAGGCCACGCUGCUGCUGGUGGUGGGCUUCUCACACACAAAGGGUAUGGCUAUCUCCUUCUUGGUUCUGGCCGUGGGAUUUUCAGGAUUUGCAAUAUCAGGAUUCAAUGUCAACCACUUGGACAUUGCUCCGCGCUAUGCCAGCAUCCUCAUGGGCAUCUCCAAUGGGGUGGGCACGCUGUCCGGUAUGGUUUGCCCGCUCAUAGUCGGUGCCAUGACGAAACAUAAGACGCGGGAAGAGUGGCAAGGUGUGUUUCUCAUCGCCUCUCUUGUUCAUUACGGAGGCGUUAUAUUUUAUGGCCUCUUUGCAUCCGGAGAGAAGCAAGCCUGGGCCGAGCCGGAGGAGCUGAACGACGAGAAGUGCGGCAUCCUGGACGAGGACGAGUUGGCCAACGAGACCGAUGAGCUGUACCGUACGAGUGGCGGCUACGGCGCCACCGACCAGGGGGCCGACCCCAACGGGGGUUCUGGAGGUGGCUGGGUGUCGGAUUGGGACAAAACAGAGGAGUAUGUGCAGCCGGCCGGAAGCAACAAUUACCUUUACGGCGGAGAUGAGGAGCUGACAUAAAGAGGAACCGUGCUGGUAAUGUUUACAGCAACUACAUCUUCUUCACUUGGUGGCAAGCGGAACUUUCAAAUGGUCUCUUCCACGUGGUUGAGGCCGACUGCACGCUGGACAUUAGUCAAUGUACGAUGUGUGUUUACGUGUGGUUGCAUCGUGUCUUAGGCCUUAGGAGGCCUGUGUUUAUCUAUUGUAGACGUUUCGAACUGAACAAACGGGAGGUGUGUUUUAUUUCUAUGCCUCAAGCAAUACAAAAAAAAAAGUCAAGUUGUUUCAACGAACGGCUGCGAGGAAUAAUAACAAAGGGGAUUGAUUUGCCUCCAUGUGCACAAUUUUAAGACAUCUUGUGCCAAUAUAGCGACAUUUAAUCAUAUAACCUGUUUGACAUUCUGGAUUUGUAGGUCUGAGUGCACUAUUAACUAUUAAAAGUUAGUUUUUACCAUUUUGCGCUUCAUUUGUUUUCCUUUAAGUUGCAAUAUGUAAUUAGAAGUCACUCGUCCUGCACAGCAAUGCAUUCCGAUGGGACCCUCUCAUUUCUCAUCUUUCCGCUUCUUUUCAGGUGUGGCCGGAAUAUGGGAUGGGUUUUAUCUGCUCCCGAGACAGCAAACUGAUCGACAAACUGAAGUGCAAGGACAUGGAUAUGCGGGGAGGGGGGGGGAUGGAUUUUGAUGGCACUUACGCUGCGGCUCAGCGUCUCACCUUACUGUCUUGCUCUGGGCAGCAAAAUCAAUGGGAU